Molecule: messenger RNA, 3703 nt
Organism: Lotus japonicus
Lineage: Eukaryota; Viridiplantae; Streptophyta; Magnoliopsida; Fabales; Fabaceae
Exons: 17
Coding region: 150-3479 (1109 amino acids)
Biological process (GO): lactose catabolic process
Cellular component (GO): beta-galactosidase complex
Molecular function (GO): carbohydrate binding; beta-galactosidase activity
Source: RefSeq, a predicted model, not a curated record
AAUGUGACACUUCCACUCGAUUUAACACCAACAUCAUUCAUGCACUUCAACGUUUGACUGAUCCUUCUUUCAAUAAAAAAACCGAACCUCUUCAUUUCCCUUUGUUCCAUCCAAACACUGAGUGAGAGCUUCACCUUCCACUAUCAGCGAUGGUGGCUUCUUCUUCUUCUUCUGUGGCUGGGCCAAUCCUCCUUGCUUCACAGAAUGGUUACAAGGUGUGGGAGGACCCUUCUUUCAUCAAAUGGAGAAAAAGGGACCCACAUGUUUCCUUGCAUUGCCAUGAAUCUGUUGAAGGAUCUCUUAAAUUUUGGUAUCAACGCAACAAAGUGGAUUUUCUGGUUUCCCAGUCUGCUGUUUGGAAUGAUGAUGCUGUUAAUGGAGCUCUUGAUAGUGCUGCAUUUUGGGUCAAAGACUUGCCUUUUGUUAAGUCCUUGUCUGGAUAUUGGAAAUUUUUCCUUGCUUCCAAUCCCAACAAUGUCCCUACUGAGUUUUAUGAAAGUGAGUUCCAUGAUUCAGAGUGGAGUGCUUUGCCCGUUCCUUCAAAUUGGCAGCUGCAUGGAUUUGACCGUCCUAUAUAUACAAACACAGAGUAUCCAUUUCCAUUAGAUCCUCCAUCGGUUCCUGAGGAAAAUCCCACUGGCUGUUACAGAAUGGACUUCCACCUUCCUAAAGAAUGGGAGGGCAGAAGAAUUUUACUGCACUUUGAAGCUGUUGAUUCUGCCUUUUGCGCUUGGAUAAACGGACAUCCUAUAGGAUAUAGCCAAGACAGCAGGCUACCUGCAGAGUUUGAAAUCACUGAUUUUUGUCAUCCAUGUGGUUCAGACCUGAAGAAUGUUCUAGCAGUUCAAGUAUUUAGAUGGAGUGAUGGAUCAUACCUUGAAGAUCAGGACCAUUGGUGGCUAUCUGGUAUCCACCGUGACGUUCUUCUUCUAGCAAAGCCAAAGGUAUUUAUCACCGACUAUUUUUUCAAAUCAAACCUGGCUGAAGAUUUUUCUAAUGCGGAGAUACUGGUUGAAGUAACAAUAGAUAACUCAAAAGAAACUUCCAAGGAUAGUGUUCUUACAAACUACACCAUAGAAGCAGCACUAUUUGAUUCUGGAACCUGGAACACCUCUGAUGGGAACCCUGAUCUCCUUUCAUCUAAUGUAACAAACAUAAAGUUCCAACCAUCGACUGCGCCAUUAGGGUUUCAUGGUUAUAUGCUUGUGGGAAAACUGCAAUCACCGAAGCUUUGGUCUGCAGAGCAACCAUACCUCUAUACCCUAGUUGUCACCCUAAAAGAUCAAACUGGCCGUGUUGUUGACUGUGAAUCAUGUCCUGUAGGCUUUAGAAAAGUAUCUAAAGCCUACAAACAGCUGCUGGUUAAUGGACAUGCUGUUGUAAUCAGAGGUGUGAACCGGCAUGAACAUCAUCCACAAGUGGGGAAGACAAACAUUGAGUCCUGCAUGGUCAAGGACUUGGUCUUAAUGAAACAAAACAAUAUUAAUGCUGUGAGGAACAGCCAUUAUCCCCAACAUCCACGUUGGUAUGAGCUAUGUGAUCUAUUUGGCAUGUACAUGAUAGAUGAAGCCAAUAUUGAGACACAUGGUUUUUAUGAUUGUAAAUAUUUCAAGCAUCCCACUUUGGAACCAAGUUGGGCUACUGCAAUGCUGGAUCGUGUGAUUGGCAUGGUUGAGAGGGAUAAAAAUCACACAUGCAUUAUUUCAUGGUCUUUAGGGAAUGAAUCUGAAUUUGGAACAAAUCAUUUUGCUUUAGCUGGUUGGAUUCGAGGAAGAGAUUCAACACGGGUAUUACAUUAUGAAGGAGGUGGAUCCAGAACACCAUGCACCGAUAUUGUGUGCCCCAUGUAUAUGCGUGUUUGGGACAUAUUGAAAAUUGCCGAUGAUCCUACUGAAACACGACCUCUAAUUCUAUGCGAGUAUUCACAUGCAAUGGGAAACAGCAAUGGGAACCUACAUAUAUAUUGGGAAGCAAUAGACAAAACAUUUGGACUCCAAGGAGGCUUUAUUUGGGAUUGGGUUGAUCAGGGUCUGUGGAAGGUUGGUGCAGAUGGUAAAAAGCAUUGGGCAUAUGGAGGUGACUUCGGGGAUAUUCCCAAUGACUUGAAUUUCUGCUUGAAUGGCCUCAUAUGGCCUGAUCGAACUCCUCAUCCUGUUUUACAUGAAGUCAAGCACCUAUACCAACCAAUUAAGGUGACUUUAAAUGAAGGAAAAUUGGAGAUAAAGAACACUCAUUUUUUCCAAACAACAGAAGGAUUAGAGUUCAGCUGGUAUGUUUCUGCAGUUGGAUGCAACCUUGGAUCUGGUAUCUUAAGUCUUGCCCCAAUAAAGCCCCAGAGCAGUUAUGUUGUCGAUUGGCAAUCAGGUCCAUGGUAUUCUCUGUGGGCUUCAUCGUCAUCAGAAGAAGUAUUCCUGUCUAUAUCUGCUAAACUUUUGAACACUACACGCUGGGUUGAAGCUGGUCAUAUUGUUUCAACUGCUCAAAUUCAGCUGCCUUCUAGGAGAGAAAUUUUUCCACAUGCUAUCAAUAUUAGUGGUGGCACUCUUUUGGCUCAAACUCUAGGAGAUACAAUCAAAGUCAGCCAGCUAGAUGAUUGGGACUUAACAUUGAACACUAAAACCGGUUUAAUUGAAAGCUGGAAGGUAAAAGGAAUACCUGUUAUGAACAAAGGUAUACUUCCAUCUUUCUGGCGAGCUCCUACAGACAAUGAUAAAGGUGGAGAAGCUGCUAGUUAUCUGUCUAGGUGGAAAGCUGCUGGAAUGGACACCCUCCACUUCAUUACCGAGAGUUGUUCUGUACAGAAUAUUACACAGAACAUGGUUAAAGUGAGGGUGGUUUUUCUUGGUGUUACCAAGGAUGAGUCGAAGGUUUUAUUUACAACAGAUAUGACAUAUACAAUUUAUGCUUCUGGGGAUGUCAUAAUGGAAUGCAAUGUGAAACCAAACCCUGAUCUUCCUCCUUUGCCGCGUGUGGGAAUUGAAGUGAAGGUGGAAAAACCAUUGGAUCAAGUAACUUGGUAUGGAAGAGGUCCAUUUGAGUGUUAUCCCGAUCGAAAGGCCGCUGCUGAGGUUGCUGUCUAUGAGAAGAAUGUUAAUGACUUGCAUGUUCCUUAUAUUGUUCCUGGGGAAUGUUCAGGUAGGGCGGAUGUUAGAUGGGCAACAUUCCGAGACAAAUCUGGUUUUGGAAUAUAUGCUUCUAAGUAUGGUAGCUCUCCACCCAUGCAAAUGAGUGCAAGCUACUAUAGCACUUCUGAACUUGAGCGGGCCACACACAAUCAAGAUCUGAUUGAAGGAGACAGCAUUGAGAUUCAUCUGGAUCACAAGCACAUGGGGUUGGGUGGAGAUGAUAGUUGGUCCCCAUGUGUCCAUGAGCAGUAUUUGAUUCCUCCUGUGCCAUACUCAUUCUCUGUUAGGUUGUGUCCUGUAAUUCCAUCCACUUCUGGUCAUGACAUCUACAGAUCUCAGCUUCUAAACUCUUGAUUUCUUGCAUUAAGAAACAUCGCGAAAGAAGACCGAAGACGCCUAUGAAGGACUGAAUAAAUUUCGAAGCUGUUGAAGUUGAUGUAGGAAAAAUACAUUUUGACGCAAUCAUUUUAGGUGGUGCUUGGUGGUACCUUGAUGUAAUUUGAGGGUGGAUAAUUUCAGUACACUUGUUCCAUUUCACAUCUUGGUUAAUAAAUGUGCUGCAACUGUGAUGUGAGUAA